This is a messenger RNA of Sarcophilus harrisii (Tasmanian devil), 4386 nucleotides long. RefSeq names its product ectonucleotide pyrophosphatase/phosphodiesterase 6 (gene ENPP6). The record is from RefSeq and is a predicted model, not a curated record. NCBI's taxonomy places the organism in Eukaryota, Metazoa, Chordata, Mammalia, Dasyuromorphia, Dasyuridae. The transcript has 8 exons. Bases 293 to 1615 code for a protein of 440 amino acids.
UAGUGUGAACAGCUGGCUAGCUGGGGACAUUCCUCAUUCUCCUUCAGAAAGGGACCCAGGAGGAACUCUCCAAACAAGGCUGGUCAUGAACAGAUUCUUCCUUUCAUUCUUCUUCUAAUUUUUUUUUUAAAUAAGGGAAGUGCUGUACCUUUAAAUUCUGAAAGUGAAAUUGGCUCAGAUAGGAUAGAAAGAUCCAGCCCCUACAAGAGAGAAUAGCUUCAGAUUCUCCAACCACAGACACUGCAAAGGCACAGGCAGCCCUGGCUGGACCCUGGGGUAGCAUCCUGACAGCAUGGCAACAAAAGUCCUGACCCUCUUAUUCUUCUUGGCCUUCUACCUGGGUAGCCCGACCUCCAUCCGCCGGAAGCUCCUGUUGUUUCUACUGGAUGGCUUUCGCCAUGACUACAUCAGUGAUGAAGCCCUGGAAUCCUUGCCUGGGUUCAAAGAGAUUGUGAGCAGGGGUGUGAAAGUCGAUUACUUGACCCCGGACUUUCCCAGCCUUUCCUACCCUAAUUAUUACUCCCUCAUGACAGGUCGCCAUUGUGAGGUCCAUCAGAUGACUGGGAACUACAUGUGGGAUCCUAAUACAAACAAAUCAUUUGACAUUGGGGUCAACAAGGACAGCUUGAUGCCUCUCUGGUGGAAUGGAUCAGAGCCAUUGUGGAUCACCAUGACCAAGGCAAGAAGAAAUGUAUCUAUGUAUUACUGGCCAGGCUGUGAGGUUGAAAUCCUUGGUGUCAGACCUUCUUACUGUCUAGAAUAUAAAAAUGUCCCAACGGAUACCGAUUUCGCCAAUGCAGUCAGUAAUGCUCUUGACUCUUUCAAGACUGGCAAAAUAGAUCUGGCUGCUAUCUAUUAUGAACGCAUUGAUGUAGAAGGGCAUCAUUAUGGUCCUUCAUCAACUCAGAGGAAAAAUGCCCUUAGAGCUGUGGAUACCGUCCUACAACAUAUGCUCAAGUGGAUCCAGGAGAGGGGGCUGGAAGAUACCCUAAAUGUCAUUCUCUUCUCUGAUCAUGGAAUGACUGAUAUUUUCUGGAUGGACAAAGUGAUUGAGCUGAAGGAACAUAUUAAUCUGAGUGAUCUGCUGCAAAUGAAGGACCGGGGUCCUGUUGUGAGCCUUUGGCCAGUUCCUGGGAAACAUAUAGAGGUAGCUAACAAACUGAAGCUGGUGGAACACAUGAAGGUUUAUGAAAAAGCAACAAUUCCCAACAGGUUUCAUUACAAGGAAGGCAAAUUUGUGUCUCCUCUGACAUUAGUUGCUGAUGAAGGAUGGUUCAUCACUGAGAAAAAAGAAGCUCUCCCCUUCUGGAUGAACAGCACAGGGAAGCGGGCAGGCUGGCAACGGGGAUGGCAUGGCUAUGACAAUGAGCUCAUGGACAUGAGGGGGAUCUUCCUCGCCUACGGGCCCGAUUUCAAGUCCAACUUCAGAGCGGCUCCAAUCAGAGCAGUGGAUGUUUACAAUGUUAUGUGCAAAUUGGUCGGGAUAGCACCACUGCCCAACAAUGGCUCCUGGUCCCGAGUGGUAUGCAUGCUAAACAGCCAGCCCAGUGUGAUGCAUUCGGUGCAAUUGAGCAGCUGUGCCCUAGCAUUUAUUCUCUUGUUACUAUUUGUAUAACAGAUCUGAUUCCUGGAGUCCCAAAAUAAUAUCAGUCAAUAUGUCUCCAAAAUGGAAAGUUUCAUUUCCUUCCUUUUGUAUUUGAAUAACAGCUUCAUUAACAGAAUCAAGGCUAGAUAAAUUAUAAAUGGACCAUUUAUGAGAUGGUUAUAUACAUACUCUCCUACACACAAUUCUUUUUCUAUUAUUUUAAGUGACUUUUUUUUUUGCCUCAAGAAAGAGAUCAUCUCAGCUGUCUCUAAUUCAUCCAACUCUAAAUCACUUGUUCUUCUUCAUACAAACUCAGGAUAAACCAGCUGGGCAAAGGUCCUGGCAUUUUGUCAACUAGACUGGGCACCCGUACUGCUUCUGUUCCUAGACCCAUCUCUGUCACUUUUCCUUGCAAAGAAGUCUGUCCCAGGAUGGUCAUGAUCACGUACAAGACAUUAGCUGGUAUUCACUUCUAUAAUCUACAUUGAUUUCUUCCACUCAGUAUCAGAAGAGGCUUACGUCAAUAUCAAUUAUUUUGUCAUGCUCCUAAUCCAACUAAAAGGGAAAUUGUGUGUCCUUUUGCAUAGGUCCCUUUGCCUGUGAUUUAGGUGAAAAGUUUGUAAAACCCCAGUAUAAAACAAAGGGACUGGUUUAUCCAAAUUCUAAAUUCAUCAAUUUCUCUAGUCCUGGACUGUAGGAAGCCAUAUUAGAAAUAAGCUACUGUGAAGAAUCAGAAUAGCAGUGAUCAGUCAGUCUCCAGAAUCAGCGCUGGAUAGAGACUUACUGAUAUUUGAAUGUUUAUUCAAUGGCAAUGUCCUGAUGGUGUUUCUUUAAAAAAAGACUUCUUCUUCCUUAGAGUUUGCUCUGGUAAAGAAGAGAGAGUAUUCCGAGAUAGACAAUGAUAUUUUAAUCAUGAAUUAAAAAACUCACAUGAAGGGAAUUCUUUUUUAAGCUUCCACUAGAGAUCAAUAAAUAUACCAAUAAGCAUUUAUUAAGUGCCUACUGUAUAUCAGAGAGAGGCAUAAUGGAGUAGGUGAUAGAGAGAUGACUUGUAGCCAGGAAGACUCAUCUAUGACACAUACUGACUAUGUGACCCUGACCAGGUCACUCUAUUUCUCAGUGCCUGAGGGAACUCUAAGAUUGUUGCUGAGAAAGCAUUAACCUUUACUGAUAGAAUUUCUUCAUCACAGUAGUGAAAUCCCAGAUCCAGUCCCUAGCCCAACUGUGUGUCGGCACCUUAGAUACGGUGGGAGACAAAAUAUACACUGUAGAAGAUCAGCAAUUGGAAGACAAAUGUGAACAAGUUCCAAAGUUGUUGAAUUUUGUUUUUUAUUUUCCAUGUUGAUGUAAAUCAUAUAACAACCCAGAAUACCAAAGGAAUGGGGGAGGCAGACCAAAUUUAUGCCAGUUAUUCAACAAAUCAUUCCAUAAGCAAGCAUCCUGAACCAACCUCAGGCCCAACUUCUUUUGAAAAUCACCAAGACUUGAUGGAACAGGGAUUCUUCUGUUACUAUUUGUAUAACUGAUCUGAUUCCUUGAAUCUCCAAACUCUAAUUCUUAUGGAACAGAUAACCAUGAAUCUGAGUGGAGAUAUUUUAAGUUUGUACUUUAACAAUUUACUCCUAAAGAUCUUUAGGGUUUUGGGUUUUUUGGGGGGGAGAAGGGGGAGGCGGUUAAAAACCUAGUUGGACAUUUUCAAAUGCCAGGAGUGAUAUUUCUUAUUGCAUUACAUAUGAAAGCCACAUGACUACCAUAUAUUGAGUCCAUCCAAGAAGAUAACUUUUCAUCUGACUCUGGCUAGCCAUAAGAUGUCUCAGGAGAAAAAGACCCUUCAUGAUGUUUAACCUUAUGGGACAGUUGGGGUUGUCUUUGUGUCAUGAAUUGUAAUGGUAAAGAUUCAUAGCUUUAAACAAAUUCAAAUUAAUCUUGACAAAAUUUCUGUAAUCUCAGCAAAGAGCUUUGUAAUGUAUUUUUAAAGCUCCAAGAACCAUCAGGUCAAUUGGAAAGAAAUCAAAUCAAUCUUUGUUGUCUGGAUUUAUUUAUUUUUUGUGGUCUAGACUUAUUGUUAUAAAUGGUAUAGAGAACUCUUAAUGUGGAAACUCCUUCCACCAGAUAUGAUUGUUCUUUCUCUUCCUUAGAUAGUCUUAGAGAGCUACCUACCUGGGAGUAUUGAUUUUGGGGCUCAGUGAAUUGCCCAGCAUUGCACAAAUAAUAUGUGUGGGACAGGGUGGAGGUGAAUUUGAACUCUGGUCUUCUUUGUAGAGAGUCUAAGUUGUUCUUCCUUUUACGAUGCUGUCUCUUGUGUUCUCUGGGUAUUGAGAAUAAAAGCAGUUUAGUGUUUGAAGAGCAGCUAUUUUUUAAAUUUCUUUUUUCUUCCUUAAUGGACAAAAUUUUAAUGAAUUCCGCUAAGCACACAUUUUCAAAUUAAAGAACUAUCCAUAAGGAGACAAAAUAAAUAUCAGGAUCCAACAUCGUGAAGCUGUAUGAAACUAUAUACAGUUUUAUCUCUAGCUCUUUUCUGUUUCACCAAGUUCUUCCUUCCCCAUCCAUAGAAUAUUAUACUUAGAAGUCAAAGUUUCUGAUAAUGACAAAUAGGAAGGGGAGGGAAAUUUGAAAGACAUCAUGAGAAUGAAGGCAAACUACAUGAAAUGUUUUUCUGAAAAAUUAACACACAGGGAUAUGUGCUUGUCCCUGUACUAUUUAACAUUUUAUAUCAGUGAUUUGGGGACUUGUUUUUUAGAGUUGCAGAUGACAGAAAAUUGGGAGGGAAGGUUAACCCCACUGAGAGACAGAGCCAGCUU